Molecule: messenger RNA, 1485 nt
Organism: Plasmodium gonderi
Lineage: Eukaryota; Apicomplexa; Aconoidasida; Haemosporida; Plasmodiidae
Exons: 1
Coding region: 1-1485 (494 amino acids)
Molecular function (GO): mRNA binding; metal ion binding
Source: RefSeq, a predicted model, not a curated record
AUGCAUUCAUAUAUCCAUAUUAAGAGCUGCAAGAUGAAUCAAUCGGCAGAAAUAAAACAUCAAUUCUCAAAAACAAAAAUUUGUAGACACUUUUUAGAAAAUAGAUGUACGAAUAAAGGUAACUGCAACUAUGCUCAUGUACUGGAGGAAUUAAGACCUCUACCAAAUUUAGAAAAUACUAAAUUAUGCAAAAGUAUAAAAAAAAAAGUCCCCUGUCUUAACCCUAAUUGUAAAUAUGCCCAUAGAAUUGAAACGUUGCAACCAAGUACCAAUCUGGCUACUUAUAAAACCACUCUAUGCUAUUUCUGGAAAAAGAAAAAAUGUAUGAAUCAAGAUAAAUGUAGAUUUGCUCAUGGUAUUGAAGAAAUUAGACCUCUAAGAGUACCAAACGAAAUGAAAAAUGUAGAGACACAAUUGCCGCUUACAGAUAGAAAUGACAAUUCAUGUGUAGAAAAACAUCAACAGAAAAUGAAGCAAAAAGGACAACAAAAAAAAGAAUUGUGCACAGUGUAUGGGAAAAAAUGGGGAAAAAAGUGGGGUCCCAAUGAAGGCAAAAGUAAAGGUAAAUACGAAGGAAAUAUAUGGGAAGAGAAUGGAAGAAAAUAUUGGAACAGUGAAAAACAUAUCGCACGAACUGAUCAUACGACAGAAAAAAAUUUUAACCUACUACUUGAAGAAGAAACCCCACAAAAUGUGACGACAAACUUGAGCUUAUUUGAUAACACUCCUACCUUAGAAAAUGGUUUAUUCCAGUUGAAUGAAAAUUUUUUAAAUAUUUAUAACAGAGCAACUUCCAAAGUUAAUGCUUGGCCCACUUCACAGAAAAAGACGUAUUCUGAUGCACACGAACAAAAUGAAACAAAUGUCAAGAAAGAAAGCAUGGAAAAUUUUAUUUUAGAUAUGGGUUUUAUGAAUUUCGAUUACCUUAUGGAUGAUACAGAAGUUUCAAAUUACGAUUUAUUUGGGGAUAACAGUCUCGACAUAAAUCUGGAGAACCUCCGGAACAGAAAUUUUGGUAGACGUCAAAGCGUUAGCAUGAGUAGGAGUAAUGUCGAAGACGUGGAUCGAAGCCAAAACAUGGACAUGGGUAUGUCCCAAGGUGCAUAUAUGAAUAAGGGGAAAUGCAUCAGUAUGAGUAGAAGUCAAGAUAUAAUUCUGGAUUGGAGUACCCAAGUAAGCGAGAGUAAUAGUCUUGAUAUAUUUUUGGAAAGACAUCAGAAUAUAGGCAAAAUUAUAAAUACCAAUCAUGGUGUUAGUAAACAUCACGACAGGAUCUUGCAUAGGUGUAACAGCCCAACUAUGGGGAAAAGUAUAGGAAUAUGUAAUGACCAAUGCAACAGUGAAAAUACAGAGUCAAAUGAAUUUUUUUUUUCACUCAAUGAUAUUUCUCCCGAGGAGGUGAUAAACGACUCUGAACUUUUUACUAAAUUGUGUAAAAGCAUAAAAGGAGCUUCAAAAAAUUUUGAAAAUAUAUGUACUUACUAA